AUGAUGGUCAUAAAUAUCCGGUCUCGGAAAUCAGAGCGCGCAGAGCAAUGAAUUUAGGGUGUAAAAUAAUCGGCGAGCAGGCAAGUCGCAAUUGAAAAACAAGAUAUGGGCGUGGGUCAUCGAAAAAGCAACCCAACCAAGACUCCAUUUAAUGAACCAAAUCAAUGCAUGAAUACAAAAACAACGAUCAAUUAGAUCCAUAUACAAUGUCGGACUCUAACGGGGAUUCUUUCGGCAAGGUCAAGCAGAGGCUCAAGGAUCGAACCAAGAAAGUUGUUGAAACCAAGGAGAUGUUGUCAAAACAAGCUGUUAAAAGCAGAGAGAUUCUGUCCAAACAAGCUGUGAAGAGCAAACAGAUGUUGUCUAAGCAAGCUCAGAACAUUGCCAAACAGGCUCAAGAGCAUGAACGCUUCAUCAAUAAGGUCACUCAUUUUGUUGGGGUUAUUGGUUUUGGAACAUUCUGCUUUCUUUUGGGUGCAAGACCUCAGGACAUUCGCUACGUCUACUGCUUGUUCUACCUCAUCUUUGUCCCACUCCGGUGGAUCUAUUACCGCUACAAAAAAUGGCAUUAUUAUCUUUUGGAUUUUUGCUACUAUGCCAAUACAAUUUUCUUGGUGAUGCUUCUGUUUUAUCCUGAAAAUGAAAAGCUUUUCAUGGUGACCUUCUCAUUUGCCGAGGGACCGCUUGCUUGGGCCUUGAUUGUUUGGCGUUGUAGCUUAGUGUUUAGUUCUGUUGACAAAUUAGUAAGCGUGCUUAUACAUCUAUUACCUGGAUUGGUAUUUUUCACAAUUCGGUGGUGGGAUCCAGCGUUCUUUGAGGCCAUGCAUCCUGAAGGAACAGUUCGAAGAGCUUCAUGGCCCUAUGUAGAAGACAGAUCUUAUCUGUGGACCUGGCUCUUUGUUGUACCUUUGGCUGCUUACAGCAUAUGGCAGGUUCUCUACUUUCUGAUUGUGAAUGUCCUUCGUCAUCAGAGGCUGUUAAGAGAUCCUGAGGUCAUGACUUCUUACAGGGAACUCUCCAAGAAAGCACGAAAAGCAAACAACCUAUGGUGGCGAUUAAGUGGUUUACUUGGUGAUCAAAAUCGGAUGUUCAUGUACAUUCUCCUCCAAGCAGUGUUCACUGUAGCAACCAUGGCUCUGACAGUCCCUAUAUUCUUGUCAUAUGAGCUCCAUUGUAUAUUCCAAAUACUCAAAGUUUCUGCAUCUGUAUGGAAUGGUGGAAGUUUUCUGUUAGAGGUAAUGCCAAGACAGGCGGUUAUGAAGGAGAAGAAAAAAUCAGGGAUGCAGCCAAUACAGCCUCAAGAAGCCCAAUCUUCAGUUGCUUCAGAAACUUUAACUGAAGCUCCUGCAACAGCAGUGGAUGCUGUUAUUGUGGGUGGAACCCCGUCUAAGUAGUUAAACGAUGCUCGUAAAACUGUUUGUAUGCCAUGUGAACGAAGCUGCAUGUAGCUGAGCUUUAUUUGUAGGUCUCGGAAUUGUAGUUGAACUGUAGUGGUUGUAGUUUUAUGUUUUCAAUUACAGAAUUAGGUACUCGGCGUUUAGGUGAAGUAAGUUGAACCAGUAACAUGUGUUUUUUACAUUACCUUGAUGCUCUGCAGGAUAUGUUUUAGCUUGUAUUGUCUACUGUGAUUGUACAAAAGAGCAUGCACUUUGACAAUGGAAUAAGUCAUUAAUGAGAGUGGUAGUACUUCCUCUGA
This is a messenger RNA of Daucus carota subsp. sativus, 1696 nucleotides long. RefSeq names its product glycerophosphocholine acyltransferase 1. Gene Ontology annotation, biological process: phosphatidylcholine biosynthetic process. The transcript is spliced from 8 exons. The coding region runs from base 165 to 1394 and encodes 409 amino acids. The record is from RefSeq and is a predicted model, not a curated record. NCBI's taxonomy places the organism in Eukaryota, Viridiplantae, Streptophyta, Magnoliopsida, Apiales, Apiaceae.